Messenger RNA from Ostrea edulis (European flat oyster), 3888 nucleotides. Its product is annotated as coiled-coil domain-containing protein 181-like. NCBI's taxonomy places the organism in Eukaryota, Metazoa, Mollusca, Bivalvia, Ostreida, Ostreidae. The record is from RefSeq and is a predicted model, not a curated record. The transcript has 7 exons. The coding region runs from base 177 to 1949 and encodes 590 amino acids. Gene Ontology annotation, molecular function: microtubule binding.
CAUGUACGUUAAAUAUACGAAAGUGCGGAUAUAUGAAAUUGGAAGCAUUGCCAAGGCAUCAAACCCAAACAGUGGAUUAUCCGUAGAAAGUGCAUGUAUCUCAUGACAAUACUGUGUUCAGGCGACAUUCCGAAUCAUUGAUGAAGUGUUCUUAGUACAGUGAGUGACGGGUUGCCAUGACGACCAUGGAGUCGCCACAAAUCCAGGUGACAUCCUAUGAUGAUACAAACAAGAAAGUCCAAGAUGAUGACGAUGAUUUGGACAAAGAACUCGAAUCAUUUAUAGCUACCAGAACGGUUGAGGAACGUAAGGAGAAUGAUGACAAUUCUUCCUUGGGAUCGCAGAGUUCACGUGAAAGUGAGGCUGAGAGGUCAACUGUCAAAGAGGAGCAAAAGAUGGAGCCAAAAGAAGAUGUUAUAGAAAUAGGGAAGGAGGAGAAAAAGGAGGACAUGGAUAUUAAUAAAGAGGAAAGAAAGGAGGAAGUGAAAGUAGAAGAAGAAAUGGAAAAGAUGGAAGUGAAAGUAGAAAAAGACCAAGAAGAGACAGAAAUGAAAGUAGAAAAAGAGGAGAAAAUGGAGGAUGAAGUUGAGGAGAAACAUAAAGAUAAAGAGGUGACCAAAAGUGACAGAGACACUGAUGUUGAGGUGAACAGUGAUGGGAACGAUUCUCGACCUAGUUCAGCAAUGGCUGACAGACGAGAAGAGUCAUCAAGAGAGAAAAUGACAGAUGAUGAAGACUCAGAACCAGAUGACUACACAUUGACUGAGGACCAGAAACGAGCCCUCAAAGAGAUAGAGUACCUAAAGAGUGAGAUGGGAUUACCCGAGGAGGACCCCCCAGAGUAUGACGUAAAAGAGCGGUUAAAAACAUUGAAUGAAGAACUUGCCAAUGAUCCAACACCAGUUGAAAAAAGUAACUCUAAAGUGAACUUUAAGGCUAAUCUUGUGGACUUGGUGGCCCCACCCCCAGACUAUCCAGACGAAGAAACACCCCGAGAAAAUUCUGAAGCACCACCACAAUCUCAGGCAUCGGAGACUUCCAAUGGUGAAAAAGAAAACGGAAAUAAGGUUCUCAUUGAGCGUGAUGGAAAAUUUGAAUUAGUGAGUGAAAAUGAUGUAAGAGCCAAGGAAAUGGGACUCCCUGUAUUCAGUGGUGAUGAAGAAAAUGUGAACAAUAGUAACACAUCAGACUCUAGUUCUAAUGGUGAUUUCAAUCGCAAGCCUGCCCCACCUUCUCAACCCAGACCUGCAACAGCGAAUGGAAAUUCCCGACGCACUAGACCAGGGUCAUCGAAACAGAGAGCAUCAUCAGCUGGGACGCACAGAGGUGCGGUGUUAGGGGACUUUAAUUAUAAUUCACCAUAUGCCAUGUCCCCUAAGGAUAAAAAACUUGUAGAAGAACAGACAAAGCAGCGAGAACAGAGGGAGAGAGAUAAGAAGAAGCUGGAACAGCAGGAGAAAGAAUACCAGGAGCGGGACAAUAAUGACGCCUUUCAGGCCUGGCUACGGCAGAAGAGAGAAGAAUCCCGAGCACGAAAACAGGAGGAGGAGGAGAAGAAGAAAAGCAAGCAGUCGCCGAGACAGCAGAAUUCCCAUGGUAACAACUCUGACAUGGAAUCGUAUGAGUCCUUACCCCAAAGUGAUGAGCAGGAUGAGGAAGUGAAGGAGGCGUAUUCAUCGUGGCUGAAAAGCAAACAGAAACAACUACGACAGGAAAAACUUCUGAAGAAACGAGAAGAAAUGGAAUCCACAGACGGCUUCUACAUCCGAUCUCGCCAGGAGUGUGACCAAGCCUUCCGACAGUGGCUAAAACUAAAAAAUGCGGAAAUUCGGAAAAAACGAUCAAACGAACGGCAGAAAGUCAAACUGCAGCGGUUGAUGGUGAGACGCAGCAGGAGAGCUAACUUGCUGCGGAGGUCGAUUGUGUUUUCCGAUGCUUUUCGGUUUUGAUCAUCAAGUCUCUCCAAAAAAGCUUCAACUGGAAGUGAACUUGCCGAGAAAAUAUAAAUAUUUCCCAAAGGAUAAAAAAAAACCCAUACCUAGUCUAGACUUAAUCGUGAGAUGUUUGGAACUUGAGACGCUGUGAUAUUAGAUGUAGGACAAACUGUAUUUGGUGUAGUGUUACGGUUAACUAAUCAAGAUUGUUAUUGCAGAUGGAUUAAAAAAAAGAGUUCAGAGUCGAGAAAGGCACGUUUCAUGGAGCAACAGCAACACAGACUUAGUCGCUUAGCAGCACGAAAAACCCGAAAAAACCUGUCCAAUUUAAAAGCUAUGAAACAGUCUAAUUCGUUCGUUUAUGUUGAUUACUAUGGUUACAGAUAUUAGUUUUUCUUUAUCAGGGCCAUUAUUUCUAAUGUAUUUAAUAUAUACUUAUUUUGUUAGUUAAAAUUACUUCUUUGAUGCAGAUUCAGUGAGUUAAUAUUACUCAGAAAAUUUUUAGUAUACAUGUAUCAGUGUUGAUGAGUUAUGAAAAAAGAUGUCAAAAAAUCAGAUGUUACAUGUACACCAAAUCAGCUUUGAUUGUAGCCAGGGCAUGGUAGCUUGCAGAAGUCAUUGAAGUGGUGAGAAUUUUCCUAAUUUUCUGUUUUAUUCUUGCAUCUGAAGUCAAUGGCAUUCCCUCACUCUCCAGAGCUGUUUGUACAGUGAUGAGGGGAAAAAAUGUUAAGCGAAUAGUUUUCAUCAUUAUUGUUUCUUCCAAUAUGUACAUUAUUUUGUUGAAAUCCAAUAUAUAUAUAUUAUUUUAUAUAUAUAUAUACCUGUUGAGUUUUGUUUUAAUUCUGUAUGACUAGCUCUGCCACAGUAUACAUGUAUCUAUAUAAAUGAUCAACACCAGACAUCAUCAUCAUAAAUUAGUCAGAAUCAAAUAAAGCAGGCAUCUAAGUUUGUUCAUCGUUUUAAUAUUUACCAGCUAAUUUCCUCUGCCGUUCUUUAACAGUAAGGACAAAAACUGAACACAAUAUUUCUUCGUUGAUGUUUAUCUUUUAUUUUUAGGAUCAAACAAAAUCCUCACAAUUUAAGAUAAAGUGUUUUUAAAAAAAUGUUUAGCUCUGAAAAACUAACUUCUUAAUUUUCACUUUCAAACAAUAAUCAUAACUGAUUUUGGUUUGAGAAUAAAAAUGACAUGUCCGUUGGGCCUUUAAUUGUGGUUGAAGAUUUUUUUUAUCAUUGUUAUUGAAUUGAAUUUGUGUGUAUGCUGCUCGUAACAUGAAAAUCACUCCCCCCUUCCAAAAAAAAAAAAAAAAGAAUUUUUUUACUGAUUUCACAGUAUACCAAGGCUGUUCUGAUGAUGUCUUAUGAAAUGCAGCUUAACAAGUACUUUGUUGGUAAAUUUACAGAAAAUACAUGUAUGUGCACAUUUGAAACAUGCAUGUUUAAAUAUCAAAAUUGCUUUUAUUUCUCUUGUUAAAAAGUAAGCAACGAAACUAUGUAUACGCUAUACUUUGGCUUCAACGACUCUUCUGUGCCAUUAACUUAUUAUUAUAUCGAUGUUUUAAUCAAAAGUUAUUUUUAACUUUCAUCAAGGAAACACUCAUUAACAAUCAAAGAUGUAGCUUUUUGUGAUAUUUCAUUGUAAAAUGAAAAAACAUGAUAUUUCAUCGUAAAACAUGAUAUUUCAAUGUAAAACAUGAAAAUUAAUUGAAAAUAAUUCUUUUCUUCAUAGUGUAGGUUGAUGUUGAUUUCCGAGUUAAUUUUAGUUGCAUCAUUUGAUAUUAACAUGACAAAGCUUGAGGACUAGGUCUGUGAUUGGUUACUAUAUAUAGUUAGUGUGUGGAACUAAUGAUACUGCGCAUGUCUGUUGAUUGUUACAACGUGCCCGCUGUGGGCUGCAGAGUGUGUGAGAGAAUGAGAAUGAGAAAUAUGCAUAUUGUAAUAAAAACAUGAAAUAGAA